AUGGCAAAAAGCGGGCUGAAAAGAUCUGUAGACACUGUGGAAAUGCUUGCCGCUCGGCGAAGCCCUAGAUACAACAGAGAAAAACAAACCCCGAAGAAAAGAAAAUCUAUCCUGGACCAAUCGGAGUGGGCGGCAAAGCCGAAGCAAGAGAUCGAACCUCUCCAAACUAUCAACGAAGCUUCUCAAUGCCAAGCAAUCGAAACAGAUUUGGAAGAUGGAGACUCAAAUCUGCCAGAUAACUGCGCUAUUGGUGUUCCUGUGGUCAAGGGUACAGCAGCAUCCUACAUUGAAAUCGGGAGGGAGAGGAUAGAGAUAACGCUGAUGAAAAGCGUACAGAGCAAAAAUUUCGCUUUUGUCAGAUAUCUCCUCAUGGCAGGCUGGAUUCCUGAAACGGGGCUUCCUGCUCUUUGUCAAUUUAGUAUCACAGUGCAUCGCUCUUCCAUGAAGCAGGAGCGCUUGUGCGUCAGGAAUGCUUGGGCACUGCACUACGCUAUAUGCUGCGAAUCAUUUUGGUGUGCUGCUGCUCUUAUCGUAGCGUUUCCACAUCUGGUGCUUCUCCCGUGUGUCGUCUCGGUUGAAGAUGGUGCGGAGGAGGAGUGGACAAUCUUGCAACUCACCACAUACUUCUGCGAUCUCUAUCGCGAGCAAGGCAACGGGCAGGUCUACGAAGCGUACCGGAGCGCUUUGGACGUUCUCGAGGCCUUCCUGCUGCAGUGGGCAAUGGUGCCUUUCAUGGAGGAGGAGACUGCUCAGAAGCGUCUCGGUGCUGCUGGUGAUAACCCCGAGGAACUGGUGAACAAUCUCACAACAGCAGCGAGAAGAAUCAAGAACGAGUUUCAACACGACAGCAAGUGA
Molecule: messenger RNA, 855 nt
Organism: Guillardia theta CCMP2712
Lineage: Eukaryota; Cryptophyceae; Pyrenomonadales; Geminigeraceae
Exons: 1
Coding region: 1-855 (284 amino acids)
Source: RefSeq, a predicted model, not a curated record